AUGGCGGGGCCUCAUCCAUCCAACGGAAGCGAAAACGAGCAUCAAGGAAGCAUGUCAGUGACGACAACCAACGCCCCUAUCGGAAACCACUGGGAAGUUCAAUAUGCUCGCUUCUUCAAGCGUCCUUCUCUCUCAUCUGCCGCCGGCGCCGGUGGUUAUCAUCCGUCUCUCGUUCCCCAAGUCAAAAGGUCCAAGGGAUCAUGGAUUUCAUCCUUCACUUCUCUCGCCAAUCUCAAGUUACUAACCUCCACAAACGAUAAUUCUGAUAUUUCUCGCUCCAUCAUACUAACAGUUACUCUCGUCGACAACGUCAUUGAAGAGCAUUACAUUUCAAAGCUACAUUUCACCUGGCCUCAUGUCUCAUGUUUGCCUGGAUACCCUCCUAGGGGCAGCAAAAUUGUAUUCAUGAGUUAUAAAGAUCAUGUAGGCGAUAUCCAAAAGUUUGCCUUGCGAUUUCUCACAAGUGAUGAGACUGAAAGAUUUAUGAAUUUCAUAAAGGAUAUCUUUGGACAUGAGAAGAUUGACCGGUCAACUCCUGAUAUCCCUGAAUCCAAAACCCCAUCUCAAUCUGAGAUCGUGCCUUCUCUUCAACCUGUAGAUGGGUGGAAACUAAAUACAUUCUCUAACAAAGAUGCCAAAAGGAAGAUUGUACUUGGCCUCUGUUGUCCAAAUUCGCUAUCUAAAAAGUCAACACAGGAGUGGAGCCCAAUAAGCUCUUCUCCAGCCUAUAGACCAACACUUGACUGGAGUCCAAUAGGGUCAAAUGGUGACACAAUAUUUAGUCAAAACUCAAAUCCCAUGGAAGCCACACUUAGUCAAGAUGUUCAAGAAAAGCUUUCAGCCUUUCCUCCUAGUUUCACAUCAUUAUUGACCAUGGCAACAACACAAGAAAUUCUUUCUGAAGAUGUCAUUCUGAAAAAUGAAAUCAUGAAAUAUUUGGAAGACUCUUCCUUCCAAGUGAUGCUGAGCAAGGUACAGAAGGUGGUAACUGAAUUUGAAGACAUAUUUCCGAUGUAA
Messenger RNA from Lactuca virosa, 1017 nucleotides. Lineage: Eukaryota; Viridiplantae; Streptophyta; Magnoliopsida; Asterales; Asteraceae. The record is from the annotation of a GenBank genome assembly.